AGAAUGCGCAGCCGAUAUCCAUCGCGCUUGCGCCUCUCCAGGCUCUCCUGCUUACCGCGUGCAACCGGCAACGUGCUCUAUUACAAACGGCAACAGCUUCACCGCAUUAUCUCUCGUCCUUUUUCUCCCGCGAUUUAAAACCGUUCAAAUUUCCCAAGUUGAUUUAAUUGAAAGGAUUUCUGAGCAUUUAACCUGUUGAAUACUCGAGCGAAGAUGUCAGAUAGUGAAUUUGAAAACAGAGAUACAAAUACAGGACACGAAAAGGAAAAACCUAAGGAAAGAUAUAUUCCUCCAGAGCCAAGUGACGAUCAAGAGGUUUUGUUCGGAGGAGGUAUCUCAUCCGGUAUCAAUUUUGAUAAAUUUGACAAUAUUUCAGUGAAAGUGAGCGGUGAAGAUGUCGUACAACCGGUAAACAGUUUUGAAGAGUGUCAGUUCCGACAUUUGGUGGCAGAUAACCUGAAGAAAUCUGGCUAUAAAAAACCCACGCCGAUCCAAAAGUAUGCUUUCCCCUCUAUUAUGAAGGGGAGAGAUUUAAUGGCAUGUGCACAAACCGGGUCUGGAAAAACUGCUGCUUUCCUUGUGCCUAUUAUUAACUCUUUAUUAGCAGAAGGAUGUGAACCGAUUGUUUCGAAUGAAUUUGUCGAGCCUCAGGCUGUUAUUAUUAGCCCUGUGAGAGAACUGACAAUUCAGAUUUUCACAGAGGCUCGUAAGUUUGCUCAUGGAUCCACUAUUAAAUGUGCGAUCGCGUAUGGUGGCACUGUCGCCAUUCACCAAGCACAAAAAUUGAUGAGGGGAUGUCAUAUUUUAGUGGCUACCCCGGGUAGAAUCAAUGAUUUUGUAGAAAAAGGAAGGGUUUCAUUUGCUUCUGUACGGUUUUUUGUACUCGAUGAGGCUGAUAGAAUGCUAGAUAUGGGUUUUCUUCCAGCAAUAGAAAAAAUGUUGGAACAUCCUACAAUGGUGCCUGUGGGGCAGAGACAAACACUUAUGUUUUCUGCAACAUUUCCUGAAGAUAUUCAGAGACUUGCUUCUAAAUAUCUUAAUAAUUACUUGUUCAUUGCUGUUGGCAUUGUUGGUGGAGCUUGUUCUGACGUUGAACAAGUAAUUUAUGAGGUGAGCAAAUUUGAAAAGAAAGCGAAGCUAGUUGAAAUUCUCAGAACGUUUGAGGGAGAAAAGCAGCUUGCCCUUGUAUUUGUCGAGCAGAAAAGGACUGCUGAUUUUAUUGCAGCGUACCUUUCUGAAAAUAAUUUUCCUACUACAAGUAUUCAUGGUGAUAGGCUGCAAAGUCAACGAGAACAAGCAUUGUGUGAUUUCAAAUCUGGUUACAUGCCAACAUUAGUUGCCACAGCUGUUGCUGCCAGAGGCUUGGAUAUAAAAAAUGUUACUCAUGUUAUUAAUUAUGACAUGCCCAAAACUGUCGACGAAUAUGUACAUAGGAUUGGUCGAACUGGACGGGUUGGAAACAGGGGCAAAGCAACAUCUUUCUAUGAUGCAUCAUUUGACUUUCCCAUUGCAAAAGAUUUGAUCAAAAUUCUUCAACAAUGUGGUCAAGAAGUACCGUGCUUUCUUUCGGACAGUGCUCCAACUAGUGGUGGAUUUUUUAGAGGCAGAGAAUGCCAAGCAUAUGGUGGAAAGGAUGCUAGAAAGUUUAACAAUCGUAAUGAGGAAAAUGACAAUGAUGAUAAUGGCUUUGAGAACGACAAUCAACACAGCAAUAGCUUUGAGCCUGCUGCACAAGAAGAGGAAGAAUGUUGGUGAUUUUCAAGCAUCUUGACAUUUUUCCUCUUGGACAUAUAUUUUGAAAGGCAUUCAUUUUG
This is a messenger RNA of Cimex lectularius (bed bug), 1814 nucleotides long. RefSeq names its product ATP-dependent RNA helicase vasa-like. Gene Ontology annotation, biological process: cell differentiation; gamete generation. The record is from RefSeq and is a predicted model, not a curated record. Gene Ontology annotation, molecular function: ATP binding; RNA helicase activity; RNA binding. The transcript is spliced from 10 exons. Bases 214 to 1755 code for a protein of 513 amino acids. NCBI's taxonomy places the organism in Eukaryota, Metazoa, Arthropoda, Insecta, Hemiptera, Cimicidae. Gene Ontology annotation, cellular component: nucleus; P granule.